Molecule: messenger RNA, 780 nt
Organism: Mycena indigotica
Lineage: Eukaryota; Fungi; Basidiomycota; Agaricomycetes; Agaricales; Mycenaceae
Product: C3H1-type domain-containing protein
Exons: 1
Coding region: 1-780 (259 amino acids)
Source: RefSeq, a predicted model, not a curated record
AUGACCGAUCAUGCACAACGACCAUAUGCCCUUACGCCCCAGCAGCAGGCAUCUGUUGAUGCCUGGGUUAAGUCCUACGAGGAGGGAAGAGCCGACCGCACAGAGGUCACUUACCAACUCACCAUUCUGCUCAACAAUGCCUGUGUUGAGCAAAAUGUCCUAUUCACGUCAGCAAUACUCCGACCCUCCUUGGAACAACUGGACGCGAUCGAUAACCAACGAAGGGUCGUGCCAGAUGAUCUCGACAACUCCGGUGGAGGUCUCGGUGUCCGCCGUCGAGAACAGUUUGGCGAGGAAGAGCCGGCGCCUAAGCGUCAAAGAGUCGACUAUGCAGCUUUCUUCAGGCCGACCGGCGCGACCGAAGAGUUCCUUGACUCCAUCUUACCAGCCAAGGUCCUUCUUGUAUCCGCGAGAGUCCAAGUCUACUCGGAGGACAUCAAGGAGGCCGUUCGCCACGCUCACACCUCCCCUUGGAUGCCGAGUUUCCCGCCUAACCUCUGGAAGCAAGUACUCCUUGACCAAUACGUCGACUUCGACCACAUUCGCGCCAACACCUAUGCGACUGAGCCAGAGAGACCAGUCGAGUUGGUUCUCGGCGAAACCGGCUUCGAUGUUCAGGUUCGGAAACCUAAAGUGGUCUCCACCAUCGCCACUGCUGGCCAAUGGAAUACAGCCUUCUGGAUCUAUUCGGAGGCAGUCAACAGCGCUUUCCAAGGACGAGCAGCAGAACUCCAAACCUAUCAUCGUCUUAUCAACGCAGCCUUCGCGAGUACUCAUUAA